UGGACGUAAUGAGGACGCUGUGUCGUGCGCGCGCCCUGCCAGGAACGUGUGUGGAAUAACGGAGCACGCCACCGGUAAAGAACGGAAAUUCAUCUCUCCUAACCAUAUACCUGUGCUCUUGGAAUAGACUGUCUCAUCAACAGAAAAAUACCUCCACUAGGACGGAAGUGGGGUUAUGCUUUGCGCUCAUAUUUAUUCACAUGUUACCGUCGAGUGACGUUGUUUGAUUGUAGCGAUCUUCAUAUUCCCCUGUGCUGUGCGAACUCCUACGCUACGCCGUAGCGUUUUCCCCUCCUCCGGCGACUGGUACUCUGAAGCUCCGUAUCUCAAGGUUACUACUGUGCUUUUGAAGGUCUUGAUGGGGGCACUGUUUUUUGCGACGAUUCUCUGGACACUCACUGGAGUGGGAUGCCUGCCCCUGCAAAUCGGGAAGGCUACUGACUGUGUCCAGAAGGACUCUGUGAGCAGCAGUGUGGGUGGGCCACAUCCUCCAUGUGAUGAGCAAAUGAUAGUGGCACUGGAGGAGGCUCUGACCGCUGAGCAGAGGCACGAGGGUCUGCUGAUGGAACUCCAGGAGCUGGCUGAGGAAGAGAGACAGAGGCAAAGGGAUUACGUGCGUGAGCUGGAGGAGAGCAAGAAGAGCACGGCACGGAGGUACAGCGAGCUGGACCAGGACGACCAGGACGACUUCAACGAGGACGAGGACGACCUCGGCAACGGCCUCUCCAUGGACGAACCAUUCGAGGAGGAGGAGGAUGAUGAUGAGGAGGAGGAGGUGGAGGAAGAUGGCGGCGAGAAGAGGAGCGAUGAUGGGGGGGUGAUGGAGGAACCGCGUCUGGAAGCAGGCGGAAGCCACGUGGACGUAGCGGAGGAGGAAGAGAAGGCCCGCCAGCUGGAGGAGCUGCUGGCCGAGGAGAUCCGCAAGAAGGACAAGGCGCAGGACAAGGACCAGGAGCUGGAGGAACUCCUGCGGGAGCUGAAGAAGAAGAGGUAUGAAGCGGCCAAGGAGCGCAAGGAGCGUAAGGAGAAGCCCGAGGAGGCGGAGGAGGGGGAGGAGGAGAAGGAGAGGAAGGUGAGGAAGGGCCAGGCGGAGAAGCUGGAGGACAUGGAGAGGAAGAGGAGUGAGGAGAGGAGGAAGAACGAGGUGGAGCUGAUGGUGGAGAAGGAGAAGGUGGAAAGGGAGCUCAAGCAGCUCCUGGAGGAGCAGAAGGACACCACCAAGGCCUGGGACAAGGAGAAGGAGAGGGAGGAGAAGGAGGAGGAGCUGCAGGAGCUGCUCAGGAAGAUGAAGCGCAUGCAGGAGGAGGAGGAGACGCAGGGGAAGAAGGAGAGCGCGAGCAGAGGAAAGACAGAGGAGGAGGAGGAGGAGGAGGAGGAGGAGAGGAGGAGAAGAAGACAGAGGUGGUAG
This is a messenger RNA of Alosa sapidissima (American shad), 1408 nucleotides long. Its product is annotated as vicilin-like seed storage protein At2g18540. The transcript is spliced from 7 exons. The coding region runs from base 359 to 1408 and encodes 349 amino acids. The record is from RefSeq and is a predicted model, not a curated record. NCBI's taxonomy places the organism in Eukaryota, Metazoa, Chordata, Actinopteri, Clupeiformes, Clupeidae.